Molecule: messenger RNA, 892 nt
Organism: Drosophila grimshawi
Lineage: Eukaryota; Metazoa; Arthropoda; Insecta; Diptera; Drosophilidae
Exons: 1
Coding region: 8-829 (273 amino acids)
Source: RefSeq, a predicted model, not a curated record
UUGGAAUAUGCUGUAUCGGACUGUGCUACUCCUCCUACUCAUAUUUCUGCAGGCGAUUGCUCGCUUGGAUAGCUACAGCUACGGCAAAUCUGGCGCUGGCGAUGUUAAGCGCCAGAGCAUGGCCAGUUUGUACUUUGAUGGAGAUGGAGGUGCCGAAGAUGGCUGUUCGUCCCCCUCUCGAUCUCAUAUGCUGGACAGGAGCGACGCCAAGACAAAGGCAUCGAAUAUUGCACAGAAGGCGGCGCAAGAGGCGAGGGCCGCCAGCGAUGCACAAAUGGCCGCCGCCGAAGCCGCCGCAUCUCAGGUUAAAGCAGAGCUGGCCGAGAGGGCGGCGCAGUCGGCUCGUGCAGCAGAGGCGGCGCUGGCGGGCAAACAGCAAAUUGUGGAGCAACUUCAGCAGGAAAUGAGCGAAGCGGAUGCCGUCGUCGGCGACAUAACUGCUUCCCUGCAGAAUACGCAGACCAAUGCCAAUGCCGCGACACAGGCGGCCGUCGAGGCACAGGCUCAGCUCGCCCAAUUGAAACGUUUGGUGAGCGCAGCGACCUCGAAUCUGGGUAAUAUUGAGAACGUCGCAUCGGGUGCACAACAGGAGCUGGCGGAGAAGAGUCAGCUGCUGGAAGCGGCGAAGAAUCGCGUAGAGGGAUUAAAUCGACAACUCAUGGACGCCAAGCAGGACUUUGAGAAGACCAAGAAGGCUGCUUAUAAAGCCGCCUGUGCAGCAGUCGAGGCCAAACAGAAGGCUGCCAGAACUCGUCGCAUGGCGCAUUCUCAUCAGCAAUGGUAUCAGCCCAAGAAAAUGGAUCAAUCUGCUGGUGGCGCCUUAGAAUAGAAGUUCAAUUGACUUGAGUUUUUAGUUCCUUAUUAAUAUAUUUGUUAAUUCAUUGUUAUUAUU